GCUGGUGUAUGGCUCGGUGGAAGUGGUUGUCUAACUAACAAGGACCUUGGGUUCUAUCCCUAGCACCACCAAAACAAGAGCAAAAUCCAUGCGUAUGUAUCUGUAUAAAAUUAUAUGAGAAUGAAGAAAAGAAUAGAUACACACACACAGCUAAGAACAUAAGGGACUCACCUAACCAGGGAAAAGGUAGCAAAGUCCCAGGAAGGGAGGAGGAGGCCAGGAACCAGCCUGUCCUCACCAGGACAGUUGGACUCAGUGACGCCCAUGGGGACCUUGGGAAGCCAGACAAGGGUCGGAGUGUUGGCGAAAAAGAAAGCUCUCUGGACAGUGACAAGGACCUGGACAUGGCCAUCAAGGACUUGUUGAGAUCCAAGCAAAAGGUCAAAAAGAGGUGCAGGGACCCUCGGGCUGCAGGCAAGAAGAAAGUCAGGUUUAGCACCACUGAGACACGGUUCGUGGGCAGACUUGGCAGCCUCCCAAGAGACUGGGUUGAUCGAGGCCCACCAGUGCUGAGGAGCUGCCUAUCCAAGUCCAGAAGCAAUAGCAGGGUUGGCCCGGGAAGAAAACCACCAGGCAUCUUCAACAACAUAGCAGAGAGAACGAAACCAGGGGGCGAAGAUGCACCCCAAGCUUUCCAGUCAAAGAGGAAAGCCCCCAAAGAGACACUGUUCUCCAAGGACACAGGAGCCUGCAGCCAGCCACCUUCAGCCCCCAACCUCAGCUCCCUGUCUGAGGACAGCUCAGUGGACAGUGAUCUCCAGCACUGAACUGAAGAUCAGGAAGUUUUUGGCAGAAAAGGCCAAGGAAUCUGUGAGCAGUUCAGAAGUUCAAACAGGGGAUCCCACUGCUCUCGGACCAGGAGCUCCAGCUAGGCCAGAGGUGCUGGGCAAGAAAGAGCCAGUACUGCGGUCCGGUGUGUACACACGGAGCCAGAGGACCAGGGGGGUCCCUCAGCUGACUGAAGGAGCAUGGGGCACAGAGAGAACUGGGCAACAGGACACAGCCAGCCUGUCUGCCCAGGGCGGAAAGGGCGCCCCCCACCCCGAGCACAUCACCCGCCUCCCAGCUGCUCUGGGCAGAUGUGAACCAGCACUACCCAAGAGCACCAGUGGAAACAUCUCUGCCAAAGCUUCUCCAGCAAGUAGGAAAAAUAUUUACAUUCACAAAGACCAGAGCCCGCGAGGUGCCGAGCGUGCCACUGCACAAAGUGCUUUGGCCAACUGCCCAACUGUGCCAAAGUGGGCACCGAGGCUGGAGGUGCUGGGGGGAUCUUUCAGGUGAACUAUGGGAGCCGGACCUUUCUGACCUCACCCUACCCUGGAGCAAUUUUGCGCACCAGAGCAGGCUGCCCACCCCAUGGGCACUGAACUCAGAAGGUCUAGGCUCGGUGUGGACAGGGGGUCUUGGGGACGAGAGAGAGCAGGGUUCUGAGGGACGGGCCAGGGUCCUGCCCAGCCUUACUGCGGGCCCCAGGAAGAACCUGCCCUUCUCAGGCUUCUCACCCCUGCUCUCCACCCAGUUGUUCCACUUUGGAAAGAAUGCUUCAUGGGGGGAGGUGAGCAGGCUGGCUUCUUUAGUCCCCACCUAGGCCUGCCUCUGCAGGGCCCAGCCUUCUCGGCCUGCAGGGCCCAGCCUUCUCGGCCUUCAGGGAGACCCAGGCUGGCCACAGCCCUGUGUUUGGAAGCCCAGAUGUGCUCAUGAGGAAGGACAGUGGGCACUGGCCAAACAAGAAGACACAGGGGGGUCUCGGUCUGCACAAUAGAAGGAGCUAGGGUUCUGAGGAAAACAUCCUGGACCUGAGGUAUCAACAUAGCACCAUGGAAAGAGACGACCAGGACCAAGAGGCUUUGGAUAGUGACGCCAGUGAAUUUAGCAACACCUCUGUGGAGGACAGUGGUGGCAGCGCAGUGGUGAAAGGCAAAGUCCUCAAGUUGUGACAGGUGUCCUGGUCCUUGAUGCAUCCGUGGGAAGCAGUGUAUGUGUGCACAUGACUGCAUUUUUCCACCUGUCUGCAUGUCAAUGGAGGAUACUGGUUAAAGAGCAAAAACCAGGUCCCUUCUGCAUACCCUGUAUAUAUGAAGCAACGUUUUUAUUUAACAGAUGUGUCCUGGUAAAUACGGUUUUUGUAGCUUUUGUAAAGUAUUUAAAGUGCUGUAAAAAAUAUUUUUGGAAAAUACUGUCAUUGGAUUUUGUAGGGUGUUCCUAACUACAGUUUUCUGUGGUCUGCAUACCAGCAGAUUAGCGAACAUUUGGUUCUUUCUUUCCCAGCUAGGGUCAAAGACUCAGGCCGGUCCUCUGGCCACUUAGUGUUAUAGACGGUGAGGCCUGGAGGAGGCGGCAGCUGCCCUCCCCCAGAAGCAUGAAGAUGCCCAGGUGUGUCGGGACGCCGCUGGGACAGCCCAUUUUACAAAGGACCCCACAUCCCUGCAUCUUCUGAGGACUGUAGUCACAGCCUGCGAUUAGAAAAACACAAUGGCCAGCUGGUUGGUCACCCCUGGCAAGUGUGAAAGUCCAGCUUAGCCCUGAGCGGUCAUUCAGGGUCCAGUCCUGUCUGGUCUCUAGACAUUUCUAAGAUCUAAGCAACCUUCUUUGUGUGAGAGUUCACUGAUCUUCUAAAAGGUGACAUCUCCUGUGUUUUUUGCCAUCCUGUUCUUGAUUUGUGCAUAUGCAUAGUGCAGCCAUGAGGGUGGUUUCGUCCACAAACACACCUUGGUCACCCAUGAUGGCAAACCCAGCAGUAGGACAGGCCUUUCUCACACCUGCCCUGCAGGACCUGGUCAGGCAUGACCAACCAAGCCAGCCCUCCGCAUGGCCUUCUGUGGCCUGCCUCUUGGGGCAGAACCAGGGGCCUUGCUGGCGCCUCCGCUUGGUUGCAGGCAGUAGCCUCUGGUCCUUGCAGUGGGGCCAGGUGAUACUGCCUUGGCAUCAUGCCCGUGGCUACUGUGGGGACAGAGCCGUGAUGGACAUGGAGGGUCAAAACGUCUGUAUUGUGACUGUCUCCCAGUCACUCCAAGUUUUGCAACUCAGCAUUCUGGUUUAGCUGUGACACAGAGUCUACUGUAGCUGACUUUUGUUGGUACUAUAACAUGGAAUUUCCUACACCUUGUGCACCUGGAUCUUAAUAGUAGUUCACUUCUGUGCCCAAAUGCAGACGUGUGUCCCCCAUAUCCACAGUGCGCAUCUGCGGUCGGAGCUGUGAGGAGUGCACACCACAGUCCUGUGCUGUCCUCAGCCGUUUCGACAAAUGUGUGGCACAUUCGUUCACUUCCGUGCUUCUGUGAGAGACCGCUCUGUGUGACCAGUGCUCCCUACUUUAAUUUUUUAAAGAGUGCUUUUAACCCUUGAAGACAAAAUCCAUCUUGUUUUGUAUAUGAGAAUUGCUUUUUUUUUUAAUGAAUA
Messenger RNA from Castor canadensis (American beaver), 3399 nucleotides. Lineage: Eukaryota; Metazoa; Chordata; Mammalia; Rodentia; Castoridae. The record is from RefSeq and is a predicted model, not a curated record.